AAACAAAAAUUCGUCCACCGCGCCAAACCGCGUUGCGAAGUGCGGUUAGCCGUUUCCCUGAUAAGUGCUUCAUUUUUCCAACUACAAGUUGCUUUGGUAGUUGGUGCAACUAUUUACGUGCGUGCGCGCACUUAAGCACAAGCUUACAUGAAGAGUAUGAAUAAAUAAUGCGCGCUAACCUGCGCCAACACGCGAGCCGCGGCCGUGAGGACGGCGCCGUAGACGGCGAACCAAAGUAGCAACGCGCCAUUUCUGCCAAGCAAGAUUCCACGGCGGUCGCAACGAGAUUUCGCUUUUGCUGCCUGAUGAAUACCAAUGGUAACAACUUGACUCGGGGCAUGGACUAAAUACGAAAGGACUGGAGAAGUUGCUCGCAGUAACGACAUACAUAACCUUACAACAUGAAUGACGAACUCUGGUGGAAGGAGAAGCUGUCAUGCUUGGACCUCGAGCGCAGUUGCUCACAACUGACAUCGGAGGACAGUUGUUGGCUGUGUGACGAUCUCGAAAACUGGAACGCUGUGCUGAACCCUUUGCGCCUUAACCUCAGCGAGUGGCAACUGGGAAAGCUUCAGUUCUGCACGCAAGUAGGAAUCGCCGAGAUUUAUUCGAAAGACUGCAACACUCAAUAUGACGCUGCCUACUUCAUGGCAUGGUUGCCAAGAAAACAUAGCUGCAUUGAGGCGAUCCGCUUCAGUGAACAUCAUCCACAUCCACAUAUUCUUUCCAUACCUGAACCAACCAUCACAGAGUGUGCGUUGAAGCUGCGCCACAUAGUCAUUGCAGGCAAUGCAUCCUAUGAUUGGGCCUUGCUUCUCGACGUCUUGGGGUCCAUCGUGUCACUUGAGACAUUCCAGCUGCGCAGCGUAGAAGUGAGCAAGAGCUUUGCCACGAAGGCUGGCGAACUUCUAUCUGCCAACUGUGCUUCCAUCAAGACCGUGACUUUGUCCAAAGCCACGAUUCCUCGCAGUGCCUCAGAGGCUCUCCUGAGUGGCAUAUCAAAAUGUGAGAACCUUCGGGAACUCGCACUCAGUUCAAACCUGAGCACCAGCGCACUGAGAAAUCUAGCCAAGCUGCUGCGAUCAACGAAAACAUUGAAGACGCUGCAUUUGCAAUUAGCGCCUAACGUGCACACCUCAGAAUCACGCUACCGGAGAAAUGAAAAAAGAAUAGCAUCGGCAGUUGCCAAACUCUUGCGGAGAAACAUGUCGCUCGUCGAGUUGCAUUACCAAGCAUCUAAUGAAGCCACUACAAAUAUUCUGACGGCUGUUGAAGCCAAUAAUACACUCAAGCACCUGGUAAUCACUGGUGAGGAUCCUAAAGUUAGCUACAUUGACUCAACUAUUGGCAGUUUGCUCGAGUCGGUGCUACUGAACAACCGAAGCCUUUGUUCACUGACUCUUAAAGGCUACAAAAUGCUCAGUGGUGUUGCCGCGCUCAUAUCCAAGGGACUGCAAGGGAACACUACUCUAGAGAAUCUUGAUGUGUCUCAGUGCUCUGUGGAUGGGACCGAAGUGCGAGUUCUCUGCAAUGCCCUGAAACAAAAUAAGACAUUGCACAAGUUGAAGAUUGAAGCCUUUCAUUUAGCAUCGAAGAGAAAAAGGUUGGAACUGUAUGCAGAACUGGACAAGAACCAGUGGUACAGCCGCGUUCAGCUAACCCUCAUAGACGCAGUCACUCAAGAGCUUGUCACGUCCCUGUCACAGCCAUCCCAGUGUCCCACCGACAUACACCUCCUGGUCGACGGGGACGCUGGAGCAUCCUUUACUGCCCUAUUCAAAGCACUGAGUGCUAGCCUUUCUGUAAAGAGCUUAAGUGUUUACUUCAACGGUGCCGAGCUUGAACAUUUGACGAACCUGCUCACCAUGCUCGAAGAAAACAAAUCCCUGAGAUCUGUCAUGCUGCAUGAGAGCUUUUUAGACUCGAGCUGUGCUGCGAUGGUGGUGCAGGGACUCAUUUUGAACGAAUCCGUGGUGGAGCUGACGUUGGAGUGCCGCGAACUAAGCAGCUUGUCUGCGGAACUGAUAGCGCUGAUGCUUGAGUCAAACGAAACCCUGUACAAGUUCCACCUCUCAACUUUUCCUAAACUGACACCCAACUUAGUACACACUAUAUCCCAGGGAGUCAUUGAGAAUAAGUUCAUCACCGAGGUGACCAUUGACUGCGCGGCGCCGUCUGUGAGAGCAUCUGUCCAGAGGAACACGACGCGCCUGCACCGCGCUGUUCGUUUUGUGUUGAGACGAAAUGUGGGGAAGCGGUGUGCUGAAUCAUUUGAACUCCUCGAGUCGAAGCCAUCCUUGAUUUCAGGUUUGCAGUCAGCGGCUGGGAUGACCGAAGCGGAAGCAAAGUGUGCUGUGAAGGCGGCCAGGCAUUUUCUGUGGACAAAUUACCUGUUCAUUAACCACAUUGUUCGCCACAAGUUGGAGUGCUACCCUGAAGAAGGUACGCAGAUAGAUGAACUCAGUCCGGAUUGUUGGUUCGCUAUUGCAAAGCACUUGCAGAUCUGUGAUGUGCUAUGCCAUGGUGAUUUCUGAACCCUAGUCCUUGGUGUUAACUAAUGUGAACUGAUUACAGCAACUCAUGACUUUGUAGCACAUGGUGCAGUUCACCAUGUGCUACAGAGUGAUAAGCAUUGUUUGUCUUUCCCGAUCACUGCUAUUGUUUCACAUCUUUAUGUGUUUUCUUUGUUGUGGUAUACUCUUUUCUCAUAAAUAUCUAUAGUACUUGUAAAUUGAGGCGGGAUUUGGCAUUGCAUUAUGACAGAAAUUGACAUUGAAAGACACAUCACAUACCAUAUCUGUAGGAUUUGAGGACGGUGCUUAUUGUCUUAUUGCGAUGUAUUCAAGUACAAGCUAAGGUAGAACUUUGUGAAAGUCUAAAAAUGUUAAGUGCAAAGAAAGGCAGAGAGAUGAUCCCUCUGUAUUCCUACACCGGAGAACUGCCUUUCCGUGUUCAACCACAUCUCUCUUCUGCACAUGUGUGUUUUGCGUGUUUGUGUGUGUUGCGCAUGCAUACAUGUGUGUACAAAAAUGUUAAAUGUGCAUAAAUGGUAUGUGUUCAGUGUAAAUUUUCGGCGUUAAGUAGUUAAAGGAUGGUGUGUGUUGUGUUCCACUGUGGUAUGAUAUGUUCAGAAGAGAACAUUGAAGAAGCUAAGGUUAGAUUUUGUGAAAGUCUGUACUGCCGAUUCAGUGUUCAGUCACAUUUCUCUUACUACCCUACAUGUCUGUGUAUGUGUAAGCUCAAAGAUAAGUUAAAUGUGUAUAAAUGGUAUGAAUUUAGUGCAGGUGUUCUGCCUUUAGUACCAAAGUAAGGUAUGAGGUGUGUUGUGUUCUAUUAUGGUACGGGAUGCUUCAAGAAGAAACAUUCAAGAACUGUUUGUAUUGUGCGUGGUUGUAGAACAUUGGCAUUGCACUGGCAUUUUCUAAUGUUUUUGGGACAUUACAUUUUGAAUGUCUACACUGCAUUUUUUGGUACACUGCUAUAGACAUUGCAGCACUGUAUAUACUAAAAACAACGUUUUGAGUAUAUACAAUCCUCAUUUCUUAAAUGUUCCAUUAUUCCUCAAAGCAUCAUGUAUUUUGUCGUCAUGUAAAUUUCCACGUUAUUGCUGUGUUGUCCGUAUUAACUCGCAUUACGAAUAACUGGUUUGCAACAGCAUGAAGAUUCUGCAACUGUAGAAAGUUUUAUUAAAUAAAGCCUUUCAAUAAAUUUCAGUUACACGAA
Molecule: messenger RNA, 3723 nt
Organism: Dermacentor silvarum
Lineage: Eukaryota; Metazoa; Arthropoda; Arachnida; Ixodida; Ixodidae
Product: NLR family CARD domain-containing protein 3
Exons: 3
Coding region: 402-2534 (710 amino acids)
Source: RefSeq, a predicted model, not a curated record